This is a messenger RNA of Selaginella moellendorffii, 903 nucleotides long. Its product is annotated as germin-like protein subfamily 1 member 18. Lineage: Eukaryota; Viridiplantae; Streptophyta; Lycopodiopsida; Selaginellales; Selaginellaceae. The record is from RefSeq and is a predicted model, not a curated record. Gene Ontology annotation, molecular function: manganese ion binding. Gene Ontology annotation, cellular component: cell wall. Bases 1 to 903 code for a protein of 300 amino acids. The transcript is spliced from 3 exons.
AUGCACACACGAACCGAUGGAGCGCUGCGGCGCCAACGCUAUGUCCUCGAGCGGCUAUGGAUCCAGGGUGUCCUCGACCGGUCGGCUCACGUCGUUCGUGACAACUUUGAGGUGGGUGGCAGCUUAGAGGGGAACGGAUUGGACGGUGAGGUAGGACCGAUGGUAUCCUCUCCCGCCAUCGCCAGUGAUGGAGACCAUGUUUCAGAGGAUUGCAAGGUUAUGACAGUGAUUCAAGUUCCCAGCGAUGGCUGCUUGGAAGGUGGUGGAGGAUUUCAAGCUCAGCAUGCCUUUCAGGAACGAUGCUCAGAUCGAGAUGAAGAUGCCCUCCAGGAUUUCUGUGUCCGCGACGGAAACAGCAACACCAUCGUCAAUGGAUUCACUUGCAAGCCUGCUGCGGCAACUCUGGCCAGUGAUUUCAUGUUCCAGGGACUCCGGAACCCCGGGAACACCAACAACAAGCUCGGAUCCAUAGUCACCAAUGCAAAUGUUGGCGUAUUCCCGGGAAUCAACACUCUUGGAGUCUCUUUUGCGAGGAUUGAUUAUGCUCCAUACGGUGUCAAUCCCCCUCACGUCCACCCCCGAGGAACCGAGCUCCUCUUCCUCCAGCAAGGAACACUCUAUGUUGGAUUCGUGAGCACCACCAACAACACACUCUUCGCUCAAACUUUGCAUCCAGGAGAUCUCUUUGUGUUUCCGCGUGGUCUCAUUCACUUCCAGCUCAACGUUGGGAAGACACCGGCUGUUGCUCUUGCAGGAUUCAACUCCCAGAAUCCUGGUGUCACUCAGGUAGCCAAAGCCGUGUUUGCAUCCAAUCCUCCCAUUUAUGACGCUGUCAUCGAGAGGGCAUUCCAGAUCAAUCCCAAGCUCAUCCAGCAGCUCAGGGACCUCAUCAAGCAAACUUAA